This is a messenger RNA of Penicillium coprophilum, 708 nucleotides long. Its product is annotated as Major facilitator superfamily domain general substrate transporter. The transcript has 6 exons. Bases 1 to 708 code for a protein of 235 amino acids. Gene Ontology annotation, molecular function: transmembrane transporter activity. The record is from RefSeq and is a predicted model, not a curated record. Lineage: Eukaryota; Fungi; Ascomycota; Eurotiomycetes; Eurotiales; Aspergillaceae. Gene Ontology annotation, cellular component: membrane.
AUGAUCAAGCCAGCAGAUAAACAGGUGAAAUAUGCCAAGAGCAUUAUCCUAGAACAGGAUGCUCUCUAUCAUUCCAGAAUGGCACCGAAAUAUGACCAAAUAGCUUCUUCGCAAGGUGGACUGGCACCUUUUACCGUUUCUGAUUCUCAUGCCCGUCUUGGUACACUUGAAGAAGACCUCGGUAUGGAAGGCACUGAUUACAAUCUCGCUAUGAGUAUCUUGUUUGUCGGUUAUCUAUUGAUGCAACUUCCAUCCAAUCUGCUCCUAACUCGUGUUCGGCCUUCACUGUUCCUGGGUACUCCAAUGGCAAUCUGGUACGAGUUGAUUCUAAUGAGACCAGCAAGCUUUAUGGGGUGUGAUUUCCGCUUGCCAGGCAGCCAUGUAGUCAUUUUCUGGGCUCAUUGCAACACGAUUCUUUCUUGGAUUUGUCGAAGCACCCUUUUUCCCAGGUGCUGUUAUGCUAAUUUGAGUCAUCGCAUUGCAUGGUUUUAUUCUGGUAGCUCAUUGGCCAAUGCUUUUGGUGGUCUUAUCGGGGCAGGCGUGCUGGGCAACCUCGAUGGUGCUCUUGGCAUCGCCGGAUGGAGAUGGUUCUUCAUCAUCGAGGGCGUUAUCACCGUGGGGACAUCCAUUCUCGCUGGGGUCUUUCUUCCGAACUAUCCAACUUCAACUUCCUGGUUAGAUGACCAGGAACCAGCAUAUGCGCAGUGA